Messenger RNA from Diatraea saccharalis (sugarcane borer), 2685 nucleotides. NCBI's taxonomy places the organism in Eukaryota, Metazoa, Arthropoda, Insecta, Lepidoptera, Crambidae. The record is from the annotation of a GenBank genome assembly.
AUGCGUAGACGAGACGAAAAGUUCCCAGAUAAUGGUUUUGAGGCUUGGGGCGGUUAUAUGCAGGCAAAGAUUGCAAAAUUGGAAGAACAAUUCUGCCAAAGAGCUGGUAACGAUCAGAAAUUGAGUCAAAUCUUCGAUGGGGUAAGCAUUUAUGUCAAUGGAUUCACUAUUCCUUCAGCUGACGAGCUUAAAGAUCUUAUGUCUAAACAUGGUGGUGUAUACCACAUUUACCAGAAAAGUGAAGAUUUUGUUAUAGCUUCAAACUUACCCGAUACAAAAGUAAAAAAUAUGUCUUUAGCAAAAGUUGUUAAACCAGAAUGGAUAACUGACAGUAUAGCUUCUAAUAAAUUACUUGAUUAUAAAGAUUACUUAUUAUUCAGACAUUCGAGAACACAACGGAAAAUUGAAUUCCUCAAAAAUAAAAGUAAAGGUGAUACUUCUAAAUCAGAACACAAUGUCAAAUGUUUAACAGAACAACAAUUUAUUACAGAUGAAAUUAAUGAGAGUGACAUUUUGAAACAAAACAUACCAACAAAUCAUUCAAAGAAUGUAGAAACUCUAAUAAAAACAGCAGCCGAUCCUAAUUUUAUAUCAGAGUUUUAUAAUAACUCUAGAUUACAUCACAUAUCUCAAUUAGGUGCUUGUUUUAAGCAAUAUGUAAAUGAUCUUCGGGAAAAUAAUAAAUUCAUGUUUCCUGCUCGUACUCAAUUAAAGAGUAGAUUUCUUUCCCUACAUUUACCUAUGAACAGCUCACAAUUAUACUUUGAAAGGGGAAAAAUUAUAAUGCAUAUUGAUAUGGAUUGUUUUUUUGUAUCAGUUGGAUUACGUACUAGACCAGAUCUUAGGGGCAAACCUGUUGCAGUAACCCAUUCCAAGGGUAAGCAAACACAUCCUAAGAGGCAGGGAGUAGAUAGGAACACAGAGUUCAAUCUUUAUAAACAAAAAUAUGCUCAGAAAUAUAGCAAACCUGGUGAAAAUGAAAGGACCAAGAUUGAAAGUAGAGUGGACAAUAUUGGUGAUGAAGGUGCAAAGUUUGGGUCUAUGAGUGAAAUAGCUUCUUGUUCAUAUGAAGCAAGAGCUAAAGGUGUAAGUAAUGGAAUGUUUAUGGGGCCAGCAUUAAGAUUGUGUCCUGAAUUGCAGACAAUACCAUAUGACUUUGAAGGAUACAAAGAAGUUGCUUAUACUCUGUAUGAUACCAUUGCACAAUAUACAUUAGACAUAGAAGCAGUAUCAUGUGAUGAAAUGUAUGUUGAUUGCACUGAACUCAUUAACGAUAUUAACAUGAGUGUUCAAGAUUUUGCAACCAGUUUAAGAUCAGAAAUAAAAGAAAAAACUGGCUGUCCAUGUUCAACAGGGUUCGGUGGAAAUCGUCUUCAGGCUAGACUAGCCACAAAAAAAGCAAAACCAGAUGGGCAGUUCUUUUUAACAGCAGAUUUAGUCGAAGAUUUCAUGGUGGGGAUAAAACUAAAAGACUUACCUGGAGUUGGUCGACAAACUGCUUAUAAGUUAGAAUCUCUUGGGCACCAAACAUGCGGUUCUUUACAAAACUUAACUCUUGUAACACUACAACAUCAUUUAGGGAAUAAAACUGGUGCUCAGUUGUUUGAUCAAUGUCGUGGUCGUGAUUCCAACCCUUUGUCAUACCACACAAUCCGAAAAUCAGUAUCAGCAGAAGUAAAUUAUGGCAUUAGAUUUGAGAAUACUGAACAAUGUUUGGAAUUUUUAAAACAGUUGUGUAUGGAAGUCCAAACAAGAAUGCAACAAUUCAAAGUAUUAGGAAAAUGUAUAACAUUAAAGCUUAUGGUUAGAGAUGAACGAGCCCCUGUGGAAACAGCAAAAUUUAUGGGUCAUGGAUUUUGCAACAUUAUAAAUAAAUCAACAUCUCUUACAACUGCAACAAACAGCUCAGAAGUGAUAGCUAGAGAAGUUGUUUCCUUAUAUAAAAAAAUAAAUAUAGAUGCGAAAGAAAUGAGGGGUAUAGGGAUACAAAUAACCAAAUUGGAAACUAUUAAUGCAAACCAAAACAAAGGAGCUAUAAGUAAAUUUCUAUCUUCUCAUAAACCUGUAAAUGACAAUAAUGCAGGAAACGAUAAUAAAACUUCAAUAGAUUAUAAAAGUGUACUUGGUAGUCUAAAGUCCGUCACUUCACCUAAGAAGACAUUAAUUGUCUCACCUUUAAAGCAAAAGUCACCUGUUUUAGGAGUUGCUAGAUCUCCAAUAAGACGGCGAGGGAGACCUCGGAAAUGUAACACAUCUACUUCCCGUAAUUUAAUGAAUAAGUUUCUUCAAGGACAGACUAUUCCUUUUAGAGACAUUCCAUAUAAAGAUCCAAUGGUAAAAAAAGUUGAAAUAGAUAAAGAAAGGGUAUGUGACAAAGUUGAAGCUGAAGACCAAAAAGGGCAAGGAUUAUUGGGUCUUUCAUGGCAAAAAGUUAGAGAAUUGCUCAGAGCUUGGCUUGAUAGUGAGCAAACUCCUCUACCAUGCGAUGUCAGCAUGUUAUGUGAAUAUAUGAGGACGAUGGUUGUUGAAAGAAAAAUAGAUAAUUUAAAUAUAUUAGUAAAUUUCCUAAAACGGAGAAUUAAUGAAAUAAAUAGUGCAAGUUGGAUUGAGGUUUACACACAUAUUAUGGAACAAGUACAAAAUGCAAUGUUAGCUAUUUAUGGAAAAAGUUUAUAUAUUGAUUAA